CAGAGGAAGAAGAUGGUUUUUCUGACAACUACAAUGAUGCAGAGGACUGCUGUCUUUGUGACGUUCGGGGGUUUGGUCACCUCUUUGAUCACCACCUUCCUCCCACUGUGGAAGACAAUGAACUCUGACCUGAACGAAGUGGAGAACUGGUACUCUGGACUGUGGCACACCUGUCUCUACACUGAGGAGGUAGGAGUGCAAUGCAAGGCCUACGAGUCCGUCCUGGGAUUGCCUAUGGACCUGCAGAUCUCCAGGGUGCUCAUGUCAGUGUCUCUAGGAACUGGAGCUUUAGCUUUGCUGGUUGCCUUUCCAGGACUGGACGGGGUUGAGAUGUGUUUGGGCAAACCACAGAUGAGGAGGGCGCUCCUCAUCCUGGCCGGAGUGCUGUCCUGGAUGUCAGGGCUCACCACCCUGGCUCCUGUCUCUAUUGUGGCCUAUACCACUGUAGUGGACUUCUGGGAUGAGGGUUUUCCUGAUGUGAUGCCACGUUGGGAGUACGGAGAGGCAAUGUUCUCUGGAUGGUUUGGAGGUCUGGCGCUAGCCAUCGGAGGGACCCUCUUCUUUGUUGCUGUGUGCAUGGGAGACUUUGACCAGCGGCCACCAAGUGUGCCAAACAGCCCGCAGGUGAAACACAGGGCGCAGCACUACCUGAAGACAGAGGUUUUAUAG
This is a messenger RNA of Scomber japonicus (chub mackerel), 669 nucleotides long. It is a transcript of the gene cldn26, whose product is annotated as claudin 26. Gene Ontology annotation, molecular function: structural molecule activity. Bases 13 to 669 code for a protein of 218 amino acids. Gene Ontology annotation, biological process: bicellular tight junction assembly; cell adhesion. Gene Ontology annotation, cellular component: plasma membrane; bicellular tight junction. NCBI's taxonomy places the organism in Eukaryota, Metazoa, Chordata, Actinopteri, Scombriformes, Scombridae. The transcript has a single exon. The record is from RefSeq and is a predicted model, not a curated record.